CUGAGCAGGGAGAGGCAGGGCGUUCGCAGCGCCCCACGCCCGCCCGCAGCGGCCUCACCGCAGCGCCUGCGCCCUCCCCAGCCGGUGCGCGGGAGCCGCGGGGGCAAAGGCGCCGCGGUAGGACCAGCGCUCGGCGCCCGCCUCGCCGGCUCUCCUCCGCGCGCUCCGGCCAGCGCCAGCGCCAGCUCGCCAAGAUGAAGAAGCUCCAGGGAGCUCACCUCCGCAAGCCUGUCACCCCAGACCUGCUGAUGACUCCCAGUGACCAGGGCGAUGUGGACUUGGAUGUGGAUUUUGCAGCAGAUAGAGGCAACUGGACGGGCAAACUGGACUUCUUGCUGUCCUGUAUCGGCUACUGUGUGGGCUUGGGAAAUGUCUGGCGGUUUCCCUACCGAGCCUACACCAAUGGAGGCGGAGCCUUCCUUGUCCCCUACUUCCUCAUGCUGGCCAUCUGCGGCAUCCCCCUCUUCUUUCUCGAGCUCUCCCUGGGCCAGUUCUCCAGCCUGGGACCCCUGGCUGUCUGGAAAAUCAGCCCCCUCUUCAAAGGUGCGGGCGCGGCCAUGCUGCUCAUCGUGGGCCUGGUGGCCAUCUACUACAACAUGAUCAUCGCCUAUGUCCUCUUCUACCUCUUCGCGUCCCUCACCAGCGACCUGCCCUGGGAGCACUGUGGCAACUGGUGGAACACAGAGCGCUGCCUGGAGCACAGGGGCCCCAGGGAUGGCAAUGGGGUGCUGCCCCUUAACCUCAGCAGUACCGUCAGCCCCAGUGAGGAGUACUGGAGCCGCUACGUCCUGCACAUUCAGGGCAGCCAGGGCAUCGGCCAGCCUGGGGAGAUUCGCUGGAACCUUUGCCUCUGCCUGCUGCUGGCUUGGGUCAUCGUGUUCCUCUGUAUCCUCAAGGGGGUGAAGUCCUCGGGCAAGGUGGUGUAUUUCACAGCCACCUUCCCCUACCUCAUCCUGCUCAUGCUGUUGGUUCGAGGGGUGACCCUUCCGGCCUGGAAGGGCAUCCAGUUCUAUCUCACACCCCAGUUCCACCACCUGUUGUCUUCCAAGGUGUGGAUUGAAGCUGCUCUUCAGAUCUUUUACUCGCUGGGAGUGGGUUUUGGGGGUCUCCUCACCUUCGCCUCCUACAACACAUUCCACCAGAACAUCUACAGAGACACCUUCAUUGUCACUCUGGGCAACGCCAUCACCAGUAUCCUGGCUGGCUUCGCUAUCUUCUCAGUGCUGGGCUACAUGUCUCAGGAGCUGGGUGUGCCUGUGGACCAGGUGGCCAAAGCGGGCCCUGGCCUGGCCUUUGUUGUCUACCCACAGGCCAUGACAAUGCUGCCCCUGUCACCCUUCUGGUCCUUCCUCUUCUUCUUCAUGCUUCUGACUCUUGGCUUGGAUAGCCAGUUUGCCUUUCUAGAGACCAUCGUGACGGCAGUGACAGACGAAUUCCCCUACUACCUGCGGCCCAAGAAGGCGGUGUUCUCAGGUCUCAUCUGCGUUGCCAUGUACCUCAUGGGGCUGAUCCUCACCACCGAUGGCGGUAUGUACUGGCUGGUCCUUCUGGAUGACUACAGCGCCAGCUUCGGACUCAUGGUGGUGGUGAUCACCACGUGCCUCGCGGUCACCCGGGUAUAUGGCAUCCAGAGGUUCUGCCGAGACAUCCACAUGAUGCUGGGCUUCAAGCCAGGCCUCUACUUCAGGACCUGCUGGCUGUUUCUGUCCCCAGCCACACUGCUGGCCCUGCUGGUGUACAGCAUCGUCAAGUACCAGCCCUCGGAGUAUGGCAGCUAUCGCUUCCCUGCCUGGGCUGAGCUGCUGGGCAUCCUCAUGGGCCUGCUCUCCUGCCUCAUGAUCCCCGCUGGCAUGCUGGUGGCUGUGCUUCGGGAGGAAGGCUCCCUCUGGGAGCGGCUUCAGCAGGCCAGCAGACCCGCUAUAGACUGGGGCCCAUCACUGGAAGAGAACCGGACGGGCAUGUAUGUGGCCACACUGGCCGGGAGCCAGUCACCAAAGCCGCUGAUGGUACACAUGCGCAAAUACGGAGGCAUCACCAGCUUCGAGAAUACGGCCAUUGAGGUGGACCGCGAGAUCGCCGAGGAGGAGGAAGAGUCCAUGAUGUGAGAUUGGAAACUACCAGACCGGAGGGCUGGCCAGGGCCUCACAGUCUCUUCCUUGGGGGCUGCAGGGGACAGCGAUGUCUGCUGGGAUCCUGAAAGGCAGUUGGAGGUUGCCACAGCAAUGCCAGUCCCCAGUGUAAGUCCCUCUCGGUGGCCUCUGCCUCUCCUGGGACCUCCAUCUAGAGGGACAUACACACAUACUAUGUAGUCCAUUCAAAGCUGAAACGAUCCAGCUCAGCCCUCACUUUGCAGAGGGACGUGUUGAAGCCGGAGAGGGACGAGCUGGUCCAAGGUCACAUGGCCAAGAGGACUUGUUUCCAAGCCUCCAGCCAGCCACCUCCCUUUCUCUUGGGGCAGCGGGCUCCAUAUUUGACAUCUUUGUUCAGACAUUCUGACAAGACACAUUUCCAUACAAGCCCACUUUAAACCUGGGGUUCCAGGGAGUAAGAAACCUGGAGGGUUUUCCUGGAUUUGGAGAAUUAGUAAAAUGAACUGGGCAGAAAAAAAAAAAUCUCUGUGGGUUCCUGUGUUAAGGCCACGUUCUCCCAAGAGAUGGGAACUCGGGGGCUGGGGGAUGUGGAGGAUCACAGAUCAGACAGGAGGGGGGGGGGGUGUAUGGGCCAGAGCUGUCCCUGAGCCAGGAGGAGGCCAACCUGCCAGAGCAGAGACCGAGAAUGUCUGGAGAGGGUGGUGCUCACCGGUUAUGAGAGGGAGCCAGAGAGGUGGGGUUGGAGGGGACUUGCAUGGCACCACAUAUUGCUCUAGGUCUGUCUAGGGGCAGGUAUAGAGAUGGGAGGCUUCUGAAGGACAGGUGAGAGACAGGUCCUAGUGGCUGGAGUCAGGCACUAGGGUGGGAGUAGAUAGAGUUCACCCGUCACCACAUGGACGUUGUGCCUUGGGCUGGCAGAAGGCCCGAGGAGCACCCACCAUGGAGGUCGGGAUGGAGGCUGCGGUCAGGACCCUUCUCCCCUGUCCCCGUGGCUUCCCGUGACAGAGACGACCAAGACUCAGAGAUGGUCCACGAAGGACAUGUGUCCUGAUGCUGCAAGGCACCUGCCAUGAGGGCAGCCUCCGUCCUGGGUCCCUGGGAGAUGGCGUUCAGGUGUGGCCACCAGGUGUCCUGACAUUGCAUUUCCCAGCGGAGCAGGGUCCUUUCACGCAGCAUAGCCAGUGGCCUCUGUGCCCACCCCUCUCCUGGCAUCUCCCCAGCCCAUUUGUGUUCUGCUGGCUGAUUGUCAAUAAAUACCAAAUGAGGUCACCCUC
Molecule: messenger RNA, 3364 nt
Organism: Peromyscus leucopus (white-footed mouse)
Lineage: Eukaryota; Metazoa; Chordata; Mammalia; Rodentia; Cricetidae
Gene: Slc6a7
Product: solute carrier family 6 member 7
Biological process (GO): sodium ion transmembrane transport
Cellular component (GO): membrane
Molecular function (GO): L-proline transmembrane transporter activity
Source: RefSeq, a predicted model, not a curated record